AUGUCUAUGCAAUCAACUAAUUUAAAAGAGGAAUAUGUUCCAUUAUCGGAAAUAAAACGUCCAAUUCCACCAGUUUUAGAUCAUCAAAAAAUAGAUGCUAUGGUAUCUACAUUAAAAGGUGUACCAAUGGAAUCAGCUACUUGUAAAGUUGAGGAUAUAAAAUCAGGUGAAUUACCACCUGUUGAUGUGUUUAAAAUUAGAGAAGAAGGUAAAAAUUAUUAUUUUGCAUUUGGUGGUUGUCAUAGAUUUCAAGCUUAUGAUCGAAUGAAUUUUCAAAGUGAUAAAGAAGUAUUAGUAAAAUGUAAAAUACUUCCAGCUACAAGAAAAACAUUGAAAUUAUAUCUUGGUGCUUCAGUAGAUAAUAUGUUUAAUGAUAUAGAUAAUAACGAAAGUGAUGCUAAAAGUUGA
This is a messenger RNA of Insectozyma verbasci, 408 nucleotides long. NCBI's taxonomy places the organism in Eukaryota, Fungi, Ascomycota, Pichiomycetes, Serinales, Debaryomycetaceae. The record is from the annotation of a GenBank genome assembly.